AUGACGGGCCACACAAGUGAAGUUAUCGAGCUCUCGUUCCCGCUGCCUCGGGCUCUAGAUACUCGCAUAUACGCGCACUUGACUAUCAGAGAGAAAUCCAUCGUCGUUUUCGUCACCACAUCUACCACGGAUGAUCUCUCAACCCCUCCUUCCAUGGGCUCAUUUAAAUUCAAUCCUAACCAACCCAUCUCUACUCCCAUCUAUACCCAGGAGUCGAAUCUGGAGUUUGCUACGCGCAUAGCCAAGCUGCUGGCCAGAAAGACUCAGCUCCCCACCUACGUCGGAAGCUCGCUCAACCUGUCCAACAUGGGAAUGGGCGGAACCCCCGAAGAGGAAAUGGAGGCGUUCAAAAAGGUCAUUGACGUAAUCCUCUCCAAGACACAACACAUACUCAAGCCUUCUGAUGCUACUUCGGUAGCGAAUGGCCCUUCCUCUUAG
This is a messenger RNA of Scedosporium apiospermum, 438 nucleotides long. RefSeq lists its product as uncharacterized. NCBI's taxonomy places the organism in Eukaryota, Fungi, Ascomycota, Sordariomycetes, Microascales, Microascaceae. The coding region runs from base 1 to 438 and encodes 145 amino acids. The record is from RefSeq and is a predicted model, not a curated record. Gene Ontology annotation, biological process: proteasome assembly. The transcript is spliced from 2 exons.